CACUCUGGCUUGUUCUGAGGGAAUGUUUUCCCCUCAAAAGGGGCAUGGCGCAAACAACCUGCUCUGUGUGACGCGGGUCCGGUUGUAAGUAUAGAAACUGAAUGACGUUGACAUUGGUGGCGACCUUGGAAUGGCGUACGCCUACUUAGGCUACCUACCCAGGUGGAGGUAAUUGCACCUUUCUGCAGUAUUGUGCUGCAUUGAUUCGACUGUCCGUUUGUCGGUGUGCAAUCGUGCAUGUGAGCAAAACAUCAACUGGAGAUGUCUUGGCUGCGGGUGACAAAAAUAUUUGUAUUUUUAUUUUUAUUUGCGCUCCCUCUACCACCUUUCGCGCUUCGAACGUGGAGUUCGUUACAAUUUGGCAAUUUCAGCGCAGCUAAUGUUUUAGACAUUUAUCGUCAAAAAACGACCGAUAUCAGCGGUGAGGGCCGAGGGACUGAUACUGUGAAAGGCAAGAUGGGACGACUGUUACUCUCAAAUCAACUGAAGUCCAUUGAAAACCUCAAACAUACGCCAACGGAGCAAAGGCCUUGGGAAGAACUGAAUAUCAUUCACCUGCAAAAUGGAUCAUGGAACCUACAACCACAUUCAGUCACACGCAAGAAAAGGUCACUCAUUAGUAACGGCUAUCAGUCUGACUUCUCAGGUCACGUUCACCAAAAGAAAGCGUUUGUUUUUCCACCUGGCCCUGAUAUGCACACGGGCGAGAGAUGGCAGUCGAUGAGGCCGGUGGUGGAAUGUGCGGGUAACGCGAUGACCCUCACAGCGCAGGGAAGAGGAUACACGAAUUUGUUGGUAGACCGAGAGGGGUCGUCUCCAGUGUCGCUUUUCCACAUGCCACCUCACUGUGGCUACAACAUGAAGUACACGUGGAAGGACCUGGUCCUGCGUGUGCCGUAUGACGGCUGCUAUAUCAUCCGAGAGAAUGGCAGCUAUGUCCUCCCUCUGCUGUGGUGGGGAAAGCCGGUAAAGAUCUCUUGCCCAGUGAUUUCCAUCCCCCAGCUGCUGUGUUCGCCCUACGGGAUGGUGCUGAAGAUCGCUGGGGUCGAGGAUGGGGGACAGACACUUAAGGCCAAAGUGGAGGAUAAACAGGUGCCCCUGGUGUCCUCGGAGUGUGCCCAUCCCAUGAACUCGCCACCUGAACAUCUGUUUGUCUUCGCCCCUUACACAGCUGCCUGUGUGACGCUGAAGGAUGACCACAGCACAAUCGUCGCCGUCGUCCACGGUGGAACAGGGUUCACCAUGGCCUGUCCUCUGCAACUUCACAUGAUCGACCAUCUGUCCUCUCCGUCUCAAUCCUCUUCCGCUGUCCCACCUAAAAAGCCCGGCCCAAAGGAGCAGUCCCAGUCUCCACCCCACCCUCCACCUCCACCCACCACCCCUCCGCCUGUCGCUGCGUCGACCCCGAUCCCCAACCCCACGGGGGUGCCUGCCUAUGCCCCUCUAGGUCCUCCAUACAUGCUUUACCCCCCUCAGAAAUUUCCGGGAUAUCUAGCUCAUGCACAGCCGUACCCCCAACAAGAGCACGGUCCUCCGCCCGUCCCCACUGCCCCGGCUCCCUCCGCUCCCAUCUCCUCGUCACCUGGACGACCAGUGGACACCCCUGACCAUCCGCUGCAGCAUCCUUACAACCCGUUCAUGUCUUUCUUGCACCCCUACGUCGGCCAAAAGUUUCCAGCGCCUCCACACUCCCGGCAAGAGUCUCCAGCUCCUCCUUCUCCGACGAUGAUGACUACUCCUGCUCCCACGUCUGUGAAGAUUCCUCCCCCGGCGGCUGAAACUCCAGGCUCAGCAGAAGGAGGGGCUUACGGUCACCUCCUCUCCUCCUCCUAUCCCUACGCGUAUCCGUAUAUGGGACUGACGUUUCCGGGUUUUCCUCCUCAUCCGGAUCACAAAUUUCCGUCUCCUCCGGCAGUACCCACCUCACCCCCACCUGCUACCACACCUCCUGCCCCCACAUCUCCUGCCCAUAUGUGGGUUUACAGGCCCCACCCGUACCCGUACCCGUACAUGGGGCAAAUGUUGCCCACCCACCCUCACACGCAACAAAAAACACCUCCAUCUUCAUCCUCAUCUGCAUCUGCAGCUUCAGACCCUGAAUCAGAGACAACAUCUACGCCGUCACCGGGGCCCUAUGAUCGGCACUUCAUACCUUUCGUUUACCCUCACAUAGGGCUGAAGUUCCCAUCUCAUCCUUACCCCCAACCAGAAGCUCCAUCUACACCUGCCCCUACCCCGCCCUCCCCAGCUCCUCCCAAAAUGCCCCCCUCGUCUCCAGCCCUCGGUUCGCCGCCACAGAUUCCCUUCUCCCCGUCAGGGCAGUAUCAUGAUUUCAUUUCUGAGCAGUACCCUUACAUGGGGCAAAAGUUUCCAGCUCUUCCUGGUCACGCCCAACAGGAGACUCAGCUACCUCAUCUUCUUCGUCCACUCAGAUACCCCUUCCAGGUCCAGCCAGCCACGGUCUGCUCUCCCAGUCCCAGAUCCCUCUCUCCCCAGCAGGGGCACUACACCCAUACAACUACCCUGGCCUCCCCUGGUUUGCCCCCCCACCUCCCCAUGCUCCAGGUGACCCCUCCAGUGCACCCUCAAAAGAUGGCCCCCACUCUCAGCUACCCCACGCUCUGCACUGGCCCCACUUUUACUGGCCCCACGUACCACCACCAUCAGGGCCCGGCCCUGCUUCUACCGACACUACUACGGUAGCAAUGCAAGCUCC
Messenger RNA from Alosa alosa (allis shad), 2716 nucleotides. RefSeq names its product extensin. Lineage: Eukaryota; Metazoa; Chordata; Actinopteri; Clupeiformes; Clupeidae. The transcript has 6 exons. The record is from RefSeq and is a predicted model, not a curated record. The coding region runs from base 262 to 2703 and encodes 813 amino acids.